AUGGAGAAUGGCACAGGAGACGAGCAGAACCAGACGGGGCUGCCACUGUCAAGUCAGGAGAUCAUUACAGCUGAAUACCAAGUGGUGACCAUCCUCUUGGUCCUCCUCAUCUGCGGGCUGGGCAUCGUGGGCAAUGUCAUGGUGGUUUUGGUGGUCCUCAGAACCAAGCACAUGAGAACCCCCACUAACUGCUAUCUGGUGAGUCUGGCCGUGGCAGAUCUCAUGGUGCUUGUGGCUGCAGGACUACCCAAUAUCACAGAGAGCCUGUACAGGUCCUGGGUGUACGGCUACGUCGGGUGUCUCUGCAUCACUUAUCUCCAGUACCUGGGAAUCAACGCUUCUUCUUUUUCCAUCGCUGCCUUCACCAUUGAGAGGUACAUAGCCAUCUGCCACCCAAUCAAAGCUCAAUUCCUAUGCACUUUUUCAAGAGCCAAAAAGAUCAUUAUUUUUGUUUGGGCUUUCACCUCCAUAUACUGUAUGCUCUGGUUUUUCUUGCUAGACCUGAAUACAGUAGCCUACAAAGAGACUACUGUUGUGUCCUGUGGCUACAAGGUCUCCAGGAGCUAUUACUCUCCUAUCUACAUGAUGGACUUUGGUAUAUUUUAUGUUGUGCCAAUGGUAUUGGCGACUGUCCUCUAUGGCCUGAUUGCUAGAAUACUGUUCCUGAACCCCAUCCCUUCAGAUCCAAAAGAAAACUCUAAGACCUGGAGGAAUGAUGUGGCUCACCAAAGCAAGCCUGUGAAUUCCAAGAUGACUAACAGGAGUUUCAAUAGCACUAUUGCUUCUCGAAGGCAGGUUACCAAGAUGCUGGCCGUGGUUGUGAUCCUGUUUGCAUUCCUAUGGAUGCCCUACCGCACUCUGGUUGUUGUAAAUUCCUUUCUUUCCAGACCCUUCCAAGAAAACUGGUUCCUGCUAUUUUGCAGAAUCUGUAUUUAUUUAAAUAGUGCCAUCAAUCCUGUAAUUUACAAUCUCAUGUCCCAGAAAUUCAGAGCAGCCUUCAGGAAACUGUGCAACUACCAGCAGAAACAGGAGAAGAAACCUGCUAAUUACAGCAUGGCCCUAAAUUACAAUGUCAUCAAGGAUUCUGAUCAUUUCAGCACUGAGCUAGAAGAUAUUACCAAUACCUACCUGUCCUCUGCAAAACUGUCCAUUGGUGAUACGUGUUUGUCAUCCAAGGUAAUAGUUAAUACAUUUCAGUGUCUGCUGUGGGUCCUCCAGAACCAGAGCACCUUGCUGGCCUGA
Onychostruthus taczanowskii (white-rumped snowfinch) is the source of this 1242-nucleotide messenger RNA. RefSeq names its product thyrotropin releasing hormone receptor (gene TRHR). The record is from RefSeq and is a predicted model, not a curated record. Gene Ontology annotation, cellular component: membrane. Lineage: Eukaryota; Metazoa; Chordata; Aves; Passeriformes; Passeridae. Gene Ontology annotation, biological process: phospholipase C-activating G protein-coupled receptor signaling pathway. Gene Ontology annotation, molecular function: thyrotropin-releasing hormone receptor activity. The transcript is spliced from 3 exons. Bases 1 to 1242 code for a protein of 413 amino acids.